This is a messenger RNA of Zea mays, 809 nucleotides long. Its product is annotated as embryogenesis transmembrane protein. NCBI's taxonomy places the organism in Eukaryota, Viridiplantae, Streptophyta, Magnoliopsida, Poales, Poaceae. Gene Ontology annotation, cellular component: membrane. The record is from RefSeq and is marked validated.
CUAGCAGCUUUUGAAGAACGUCUCCUCGUCACGUAGCUAUCAUUCAUGGCUCCAACUCCAAGUCAUGCGCCGGAGACGGGACACGCUUCAACGGAGGAGCAGCCGCAGCCCAAGGGCAUCCUGGAACGGAUGCACAAGUACCUCCUCCUGCUUGCCAUCCUCGCCGCCACGGUCACCUACAACGCUGGCCUGAGCCCCCCCGGCGGAGUCUGGGCUGACGACGCCGAUGGCCACCUCGCCGGCGACCCCGUGCUGCAGGCUCACUACGCCGCGCGGUACAAUGUGUUCUUCUACUGCAAUGCAACGGCGUUCGCGGCGUCGCUGGUGAUCAUCAUGCUGCUGCUGAGCAGCACCUUCAGCUUCCACGGAUACCGCGUCCGCGCGCUGCAGGCGGCCAUGGUGCUGGACCUACUGGGGCUCAUGGGCGCCUUCGUGGCGGGGAGCUGCCGGAAGGUGAGGACGUCGGCGUACGUCGUGGCGCUCGCCGCCGCCAGCGUCGCGUACCUCGUCGCGCACCUGCUGCUGCACUUCUGGGUCCGGAGCAACCGCUGCCCGUCCACCCGCCGGGAGGUCUCGGAGCUGCUCAACCUGCACCGUCUGUGCCACUGCUGCUGUUGCUGUGGCCGGAGGGACGAUGGGGCUGCCGCGCAAGAUGCACCCAGAGGGACACGCGCACGCGUGUGAUUUUUUAUCAAGGUUGUGGUCCGGUGUUUGUAAGGUGUGCGAGUGAAAUAUGCCAUGAGACGACGUUUGCUCCACGAGGAAUCCGAUCUUUGAUGCUUUGACAAGUGUCAAAUAUUUACAACUAU